UUCCCUUUAUACUCCGCUCUAUAUUACCCCCGCAACACUAUACCCUGAGCUACGAACGUCAAGAGGAGAUAUAGUCAGCUUAAGCAUUCGAAAGUUGGAGAUCUACGUGUCAAUAGAUCACGGUUCCGUCAAUUAUAUCUCCGAGUACAAGGGCUUCACCGCCGUUUGCUUCGAUUUUCUCAGCCCCGAAUCCACCCCCGAGUCCGGGUGGGUACUCUGUUGAACCCCCUGUAUUAUUCUAUACCUUCAUAUCUAGCAUAAUUCAAGAUGUCUCGAAACGUACGCCAACAGAGGCUCCCGUCUACCCCUGCCAAGAUUGCUAAACGUCGCGCCUCGGACGCUUCGUCGUCCCUUGACCUGUCCGACGAGGGUGGCUAUUCAGGGGUAGAAGACAUCAGCGACUCUGAAGAUGACGACGAGGAAAAUGUAAACGCGGCCGAGGAGGAGCACAUUCUCUCCGAUGGACUGCGGCAGAACAUACGCAGCUCCGCCUCUCCUCGGCCACAGGUUCUUGAAGACGAUGGUGGAGACGAACAGGAAGAAGACGAGGAUGAUAAUGAUGAGGAGGAAGAGGAGGCAGACUACGAGGGUGAUGACGAUGAUGUUGAUGAAAAUGCUAGUUGGGAUGGCAUUUCGUCUGAAGCGGAUGCCGAUGAGGAUAUUGUUGUCGACCAAGGUCUCAUUGGCACCGAGCGUCGUGUUCGGUUUGAUAUCCCCGAAGAAUCGUCAGAUGACGAUUCGACCGAAACCGAUGAGGAUGUUGAUCACGGCUUCUUCCCUGAUCUCUUCGUUGAUAAGAGCAUACUCGACCCUUCUUUUCGUCGAGAGAUUGAGCAUGACCCAGACCCGUACGAUUCGUCCAACUCGGACGCUUUUUGGGACAAUUAUGGACCUUCUAACGAAGUGGAUACCACCAACGAUGACCUAGGCUCUGACUUUGAGGCUUGGAUUAAUGCCAUGGAUGAUGAGGAUAGUACGCCAAUGGCCACCCCUAUGACCAAUCACGACAUGUCAACUGCUGGCUCCACACCAAUGGGCUUCUCUGAGCACGAUCAAGCCUCUCUCGAUGGGUAUCAAACUGAUGGGGAUACUACCGACGAAGAAGAGCCCCCUCAAAAUCCAAUUCGACGGAAGAGUCGACGGGAGGCUGCUGAUGAUUCCUCUGAUUCGGAUGGUGCCACACUUAUUCGGCCACGCCGUGGCCAACCACAUGUCGGACGAUUCAACCUCGAUAAGUCUAGCCAAAAACCCAUCGCUAUUUUGAAUCCACGAACCGGCAAGAUGAUGAUCUUUACUCAUCAGAGCAUGAGCGGGAGGGGCUUUGAUUUAUCUCCCGAGCAGUUCAACUUUCAAUACUUCGAACCACCUCAAUCGUCUCCCAUUCUUAGCAACCCAGGCAGUAUCAUGAUGAGUGGAAUGAUCUCCUCUAGUACCUAUGGGGACUUCAUGAACACACAUGCGGUUGGCCCCGCCGAAGCCUGGUAUUCCCAGGCGUCUGACGGAAAUGUAGUUGAAUCAUCUGAUUCCGAUGAUCAAGUUGUCGAUGAAGCUGAGAAGAGUCUCAAAUUGGAGGACUUCAUUACCUUGGAUCACGAUGACUCGUCAGAAGACGAGAAGCUACUUGAUCAAGAUGAAACGGACGACCAAAUAUUCUGCACGCCCGGCCGCACACCUGGUCGUCCCAGCACUGCGUCCAGUGACGUUACAUCUCUCCUUGACCACUUUACGCACAAUUCUAACAUUGUCGGCGCGUUUCGCCGGGACCAAGUGAAUCAUCAGUUAAUCAGCCGUAGCAAAGCUACUCGAGAAUCGCUUGCGUUUUCUGGUCCCUACUUUGAAGGCACCCUUCGUGGUAUCAAAGAUGGGCGCAUCGCUACUACCAACGUCCCCAUUUCACCCAUGCGGAAACAAAAGAAGAUGCCUGAGCUUGCGAGCAGUCCUCUUUCGACCAUGUCGCAAAAAAGAAAAGCUUCCGCAGAGCCCCAUAUAGGCCAUAAACGACAGAGAAGCCUUCUUGAAAAUCUUCAAGGAAGUAUACAUAAACUGAAGUCUCUGACAGACCUCUCAGGAAAAUAUAAGGCCUGAUCCUCUGAAAUCAGACCCUCUGUCUAACAAGAGGCUCAAAAACGCUAAUGGACGGUGUGACCUACUCCGAUAG
This is a messenger RNA of Hypoxylon fragiforme, 2158 nucleotides long. RefSeq lists its product as uncharacterized. NCBI's taxonomy places the organism in Eukaryota, Fungi, Ascomycota, Sordariomycetes, Xylariales, Hypoxylaceae. The transcript is spliced from 2 exons. The record is from RefSeq and is a predicted model, not a curated record. Bases 268 to 2085 code for a protein of 605 amino acids.